CGGAGCGGACACGUCCCCGUAGCGAGCGCGGGCGGGUGCCGGCCGCGGCUCGGCGCGGCGGGGCCUGGCGGCGCCAUGAAGGAGUGCGAGUACCGGCAGAUCCCCCCGGGCGCCCCUGCCGCGCCCCCGGGCCCGCCGCCCGCCCCGGAGCCGCCGGCCCGGGCCCCGCGCCGCAAGUGGGAGGUGUUCCCGGGCCGCAACCGCUUCUACUGCGGCGGGCGCCUCAUGCUGGCGCGGCACAGCGGCGUCUUCGCCCUCACGCUGGGGCUCAUCCUGGCCACCAGCGGCCUCUUCUUCGCCUUCGACUGCCCCUUCCUUGCCAGUCACCUGACCCUGGCCAUUCCCAUCAUCGGGGGUGUCCUGUUCUUCUUUGUCAUCAGCUGUCUGCUGCAGACGAGCCUCAGAGACCCAGGUAUCCUGCCCAGAGCCACGCCCAGUGAGGCUGCAGACCUGGAGAAACGGAUUGAUAGCAUGGGCACCUCCACCUACCGCCCGCCCGCCCGGACAAUGGAAGUGGUUAUAAACAAAUACGUGGUGAAAUUAAAGUACUGCUAUACCUGCAAAAUGUUCCGACCCCCCAGGACCUCUCACUGCAGCGUCUGUGAUAACUGUGUAGAGCGGUUUGAUCACCACUGCCCCUGGGUAGGCAACUGCGUGGGGAAGCGCAACUAUCGCUACUUCUACGCCUUCAUCCUCUCCCUCUCCUUCCUGACGGCCUUCAUCUUUGCUUGUGUCAUCACCCACCUCACUCUGCGCUCUCAGGGAAGUGGAUUCGUCACCACUCUGAAGGCAACACCAGCGAGCGUGCUGGAGUUGGUGAUAUGUUUUUUCUCAGUCUGGUCUAUUUUGGGCCUCUCAGGUUUUCACACUUACCUAGUCGCCUCCAACCUGACGACGAAUGAAGACAUCAAAGGGUCGUGGUCAAAUAAGAGAGGCUCAGAGUUUGCCAAUCCCUACAGCCAUAAGAGUAUCCUCACCAACUGCUGUGCAGUAUUGUGUGGGCCAUUCCAUCCCAGUUUAAUAGACAGAAGAGGAUUUAUCCAGCCUGAUGCCGGGACCCUAUCCAGUCCCAAGGGUGAAAUCCCCUCCUUUGGAGCCAAGACUGACACCAGCAUGCUGCUACAGCCUGAUGCCGAGCAAGACCUUGGCCUCACCCAGGGAGAGGGGUUCGAACCACAGCUGGGAAGCAAGAAGGGCUGCUUGGGAAACCCCAGCCUCUCAGAACCAUCCAAGCUUGGAGUGUCGGCUCCAGAGAGCUGCCAUCGUUGCUGCGGGGAUUAGCUGAAUGGGCUGCCGUGCCUUGUGGGGGCUGAGGAUGGGUGCUGCAUUCUAGAUUGGGGGUUGGGUUUUGGGGGAGGAUGAAGGCUGAAAGCUAGGUCUCCCUGCUGUGUCUCUACAAACGCCUCCUGCAUCUCUGCCCCAGGAGUGUGAGGGGCAGCUUCAUGUGUCAGUAUAAGCUACGCUCCCAUCUGGGCCUGCGGAAUAUGUAGCCUCCCUUUCCCAGCAGCACCGGUACUUUUCAGAAUUGAAGCUGGCUGGUUGGGAUGACAUUCUCGGUCCAAGGCGCUGGGGAGAGCGCCAAGGGUCCAGACCCAUAUGGGGCAGUGAGCAUAGGCAGGGAAAUAGAUGUGCCACCUCAGCUGCUGUUCAGUGCUGGCUCUCACCUGGUCACAGAGGAAGGUGCUGACCGACCCUUCCUAGUGUUGUAGCCAUUUCAGCCAGUAAGAAGCCAUGCGAGGAUACAGUCCAGAGGAGUUCCUAGUUUUAACUGUUAAAAACAAAAUAAGCCAAGUAUUUUGUGGGUGUAAUGGGGAGAUGUUGCCCUUAGCUGGUCACCUGUCAGACCUCCGCCCAACACUAGGUAGCUAACGCCUGAGUGGGCUCCAGCGUUGAAGAGGCCCAGCUUGCUCAAAUCGGGUCACCCUGAGUGCUGGUGUCAGUCAGCCUGCGUGUGGUUUGGAUUCCUGGCCAGUGGAAUAGAGAGCGGGGCCACCUGCUGGCCCUCUGGGAAUGAGUCCUCUGAGUUUGUCUGCCCCAGGGUGGCACCAGACCGGUUGCUGCUCCUUACCAGGUGUUCACCAGUCUGCCUUGUGGAUUACUGACCCUGGCGAGUGUGUUGAGGAGAGUUACAGACACAUUAGCCAUACUUGAAAUGUGUUUAUUAAAAGCUGCUGGGUAUUUUUGCACAAUUUUUUAGAUUUUUUUCUAAGUAGUAUUUUUUUUGUGUGUCGGUGUAGAUAGCUGCUGUACAUAUUCCUGGCACCAGGGUAGAGAUUUGCAAUGUUUGUUCUGUGUUAAGCCACUUGGUUAGAAGCCCCAGGCGUUGCAGUAUGUAUCGGACCCAAGCCCUUUCAUCGUUCUCACCUGUGCUUUUCUCACUAGCCAGUGUAUUUGUGGGGCAGAUUGUCACAGAGUUAUUCCCCUGUACUCUGCUUUGCACAUCAUGAAUGACAGCACGCUAGCAGAGAAUUGCCGGCCGCAGCAAACAUAAGGGGAACAUAAGUUGUGUGGAAGGGGCUGGUAUUGCUUAAGGCAUCCCUCAUUCGCCCUACCCUGUGAGUCAGUCUGCUGAGCAGUGGUGAGCUUCAAUGGGACGAUGUUUAAAUGCACCCCCCAGCAUGGUGUUCGCACAUUCCAGGCAUUCCCUUCCCCUCUAGUUUUUGGCGCUCUUUUGUAGCCCAGUUUUGUUGCUGGCCAGAAAAUGUCACAAAUCCUGACUGUUCAAAGAGCAGGGCAUGAGAUGUGCCCCGCCCCUCCACCACCCACGUCCUGGGGUUGGGAACUUGGGAUCUGCAUUUACAUGCUGCAGGCUUCUUGCAGAAGGCAGUGGUUUUAGGUGGGGCUUUAAGAGAAGCUUUAGCUGAGAAGAAUAUUGGACAAUUUCAAACCAUUCCUUUUUGGAGAUUUGAUUAGAAAUCUGCUCCUUCCACCCUGUAAAUGUUCCUCUUGCUUUAUGUUUCUGGCUCAGUGCACAGAGAGCUCAGUAUUCAAGUGAGAAGGGGCAUGGCAGGGGUGCUGUUGUCAGUGGACUGAUCUUGUAGGAUAGCCAGGGGGUGGUGGUGCUGCUGCCUUGUUAUAUGUAUGGCUGGGGACUGGAUGAUUCGGGCUUCAUAUGUUCUCAAUGAGUCCCCUUUCCAGCAGGGUGACUAGUCCAAAGCCAGCCCCCGUUCUUAGUGACCAGCUGUUCCUUGGAGAAGCAUCCUCGCACCACACACACACGGAUGUUAAUGUUCCCCACUGCUGGCAACUGAGGCGAAGAAGGGUCGGUACCAGCAUGUAGCAUAAAUGACCACCUGAGCCCUGGGGGUGACCCCUGCAGCUCAGGGGUGAGGCAGGCUGGCAGGGCAGCUCACUCUGCAGAUUGACACACAAGGCUAUAGCUCAUGUGCCUUGCCACUACUAGACUCAUCUUCAGCCUCAGACGGCUCAAUGCAACAGCGUAAAAAGCUGCUGCUGUGUCUGGAAAAUAACACUCCAAAAAUCCUUUCCAGAAACCAUGCUGCACAGCAGUUACCGUCUGUCUUCCCCCUAUCCACAAAAUAGCUGGUGUUCUUAAUACAGCGGCACUAACUCUCCCGUGGCCCUGAUGCUGUGUCCAUUGCUUGUGUAAUGGUAGGACUGGCAGAUGGUGUGUAGAGGGUCAGUAAAGCUACACUCCAAGAGGCUGCAGCUUUAAUGGGAAAGGAUAGGAAAACUGACCCCGCCUCUUACAGGAGUUCUGAAGGAGGGAGAGGGAGGCAAACUCUCUCACUUCCGUUUGAACCGGUUUCUCUUGUUACUUGCUGUAAUAAAGUUAUAUUUUUAAAGUUAA
Messenger RNA from Mauremys mutica (yellowpond turtle), 3811 nucleotides. RefSeq names its product zinc finger DHHC-type palmitoyltransferase 18 (gene ZDHHC18). NCBI's taxonomy places the organism in Eukaryota, Metazoa, Chordata, Testudines, Geoemydidae. Gene Ontology annotation, molecular function: protein-cysteine S-palmitoyltransferase activity. The transcript has 9 exons. Bases 76 to 1281 code for a protein of 401 amino acids. The record is from RefSeq and is a predicted model, not a curated record. Gene Ontology annotation, biological process: protein targeting to membrane; peptidyl-L-cysteine S-palmitoylation. Gene Ontology annotation, cellular component: endoplasmic reticulum; Golgi apparatus.